CAGCUGUCAAAUCGAUGUUUAUUUUCUACUGCUGGAUUGUGUGUGCAUGAUAUUGCAAUAAAUUAAAAUUUCUUUGUUUCUGAUAAAGUAAACUUAAUAAACAAUACCAAAAUGUUUGGUUUCAACAUGUUUCAUGAAAUAUCCAGGCCUUUCAACAUGACCUACAGAUGCUUCUCAGUGUCCAUGCUGCCAGGAAACGAGAGACAGGACGUUGAGAGAGGAGGCAAAAUAAUCAUGCCACCCUCAGCGCUAGAGCAGCUAACGAGGUUGAACAUAGAGUACCCCAUGAUCUUCAAACUGACCAACAAGAAGUCCAAGAGGUCCACACACUGCGGAGUGCUGGAGUUUGUGGCUGAUGAGGGGAAGGUGUACUUGCCACACUGGAUGAUGGCCAAUUUGGUGAUGGAGGAGGGAACUCUGCUCCAGAUUGAGAGUGUGUCCCUGCCCGUUGCCACAUUCUCCAAAUUCAAGCCGCUUUCUGAAGACUUCUUAGACAUAAGCAAUCCUAAAGCAGUACUGGAGAACUGCCUCCGUAACUUCUCAUGCCUGACCACCGGUGACGUCAUCGCCAUCAAGUACAACUCCAAAGUGUACGAGCUGUGCGUGCUGGAAACCAAGCCCGGGAACGCGGUCAUCAUAAUCGAGUGCGAUAUGAACGUAGAAUUCGAAUCUCCCGUCGGCUACAAGGAAGAGGAGCGUACGAGCCACGAGACCCAGCGCGAGGCGGAACAUGACCCCGCAGCCCUCAUGCCCGAACCCAGCGGCUUUGUGGCCUUCAAGGGGGAGGGGAACCGGCUAGAUGGCAAGAAGAAGAAACUGACCAGUGAGAGCGACUCGGAGCCCGCGGCGCAAAGUCGACAGCCCUACGUCCGCGGCAUCCCCGACUACGAGUAUGAGAUCGGCACGAUCCGGUUCAUCCGCACGCGGCCGUCCAGCGCGCGCGAGGACACGCCCACCCAGCCCUUCGAGGCCUUCAAGGGGGAGGGGUUCACGCUGCGCACUGCCAAGACUAACUAAUC
Cydia amplana is the source of this 1019-nucleotide messenger RNA. It is a transcript of the gene Ufd1-like, whose product is annotated as ubiquitin recognition factor in ER-associated degradation protein 1. The coding region runs from base 112 to 1017 and encodes 301 amino acids. Gene Ontology annotation, cellular component: VCP-NPL4-UFD1 AAA ATPase complex. Lineage: Eukaryota; Metazoa; Arthropoda; Insecta; Lepidoptera; Tortricidae. Gene Ontology annotation, molecular function: polyubiquitin modification-dependent protein binding. The record is from RefSeq and is a predicted model, not a curated record. The transcript has 7 exons.